This is a messenger RNA of Sugiyamaella lignohabitans, 1584 nucleotides long. RefSeq names its product Rnt1p (gene RNT1). NCBI's taxonomy places the organism in Eukaryota, Fungi, Ascomycota, Dipodascomycetes, Dipodascales, Trichomonascaceae. The transcript has a single exon. The record is from RefSeq and is a predicted model, not a curated record. Gene Ontology annotation, cellular component: nucleus. Gene Ontology annotation, biological process: regulation of gene expression; rRNA processing. The coding region runs from base 1 to 1584 and encodes 527 amino acids. Gene Ontology annotation, molecular function: double-stranded RNA binding; ribonuclease III activity.
AUGGGAAAGAGAGGCCUGGAAACCAUCUCUGGAGGUAACAGCCCCAAUGACGUAUCUUCAGAAACUUCGGAAAAUAUCAAAUUGACUGAUUUAAUCGCACUGGAUUAUGCCAUGGUCAGCAUUCAGAAGCAUCUGAAAACUAUUUUGGAGGUCUGCCCAGGGUUGAUUGAUCCUAAAGCAGUCAGGGAAGCUAGCACUGGUACUUCAGGUCAAGCAGUUGAGAUCCAAAAUCUGCUAGGCCAGAAAAGAAUUCAACUUGCCAAGAAAAUCAAGCUUGAAGACUGCAAUAAUAAACUUCCACGACUAUUUUACGACUUAGUUUCAGAAUCCUCUCACGACUCAGAUCCUGCCUCAAGACCUAACAUACCUGACUUUGAUAUUGAGCCAUAUACCUACAAACGUGCGAAACUUGCCAAGAAGGAAAAGAAAUUGAAGGAGGUGGAAGAUGGUAAUGAUGAGGCUCCAGUUUCUGCUAAGAAAGUCUGGCCGCCUUCGCUUCCUGAAAUAGUCGACAAAGGUCUUGAGAACCAAGUAUUUACUCAUAAGUCUGCUGUUGAUAGAAGUUACCUCAGUCCUGCCGAGAUCCUCGGGGUUCAUAACGAACGACUGGAGUUCAUGGGUGAUGCUGUACUAAAUUUCGUAGCUAGUAAUCUUGUAUAUGAGGUUUUUCCUGAUGCAAGUGAAGGUGUACUUACAACGAUGCGUGUGAUGCUGGUAAAGAAUGAUACUAUUGGUGAAUGGGCUACCAUGUAUGGGCUUGAUAAAAAGCUUAAAACCGACAAGGGCAAAAAUGAACCAACCAACUCCAAGGUCAUAGCUGAUACUUUUGAGGCGUAUAUUGCUGGUGUCUAUCUUGAUCCUCAACUUGGUCCCAAAGUUGUCAACCAAUGGCUUAGUGACCUCUUCCGACCUAGUCUUUCGAGGGCGAGCAAAGAUAGAAAUGCAGCAGAGCCAAUUGACAAGGAUGCCAAGAAUUUGUUGUACGUACAAAUUGGAAGUCAUGAUAUGAAUCCCGAGUACGUGCCUGUUCUUGAACGCGGCCAUGGAAAUGAACGUGAAUACACUGUUGAGUGCAGGAUUAAUAACGAGGUUAUUGGUGUAGGCACAGGUAAAAGCAUUCGAAGUGCUGGACUUCUUGCUGCUAUGAUGGCUUUAAAAAAUUCACCUGCAAUAGAGAAAUAUUCUGAGAUAAGGCGCCAGUCUCCGAGAACUGUUGCUCCUAUCGGCGGAAAGAAAAAUAAACCGCAAUUGCCAGACGCAGAGUUGUCCAGUCCAGAUACUAUAUCAGAUACUGGUUUAACAGAUGAGUUUUCUGAUUUAUCGGCUUCCUAUUCCGAAGUUCCAGGCCAAGCGAACAGUAAAAAAGCAGAACUUUACGCUAAGAUCUCUUCUGCAAAAUGGAAACCUAUUUACACCACGACGGUAUCUGGGUCUGAGUUCUACUCCAAAGUGGUCAUGGGAAGUGAUCUGAUGGGGGAAGGCAGGGGAAGUAACAAGAAGCUAGCUGAGCAAGCUGCUGCAGCGAAUGCACUGGCAAAUAAAUCAUUAAUGAAGAAAUGGACCGAGAAGAAACAUAUGGGAUAA